This is a messenger RNA of Anastrepha ludens (Mexican fruit fly), 387 nucleotides long. Its product is annotated as probable V-type proton ATPase subunit G. The transcript has a single exon. Gene Ontology annotation, biological process: proton transmembrane transport. The record is from RefSeq and is a predicted model, not a curated record. Gene Ontology annotation, molecular function: proton-transporting ATPase activity, rotational mechanism. Gene Ontology annotation, cellular component: vacuolar proton-transporting V-type ATPase complex. NCBI's taxonomy places the organism in Eukaryota, Metazoa, Arthropoda, Insecta, Diptera, Tephritidae. Bases 1 to 387 code for a protein of 128 amino acids.
AUGAAGCCGGAGUCAUCGCCUAUACCACAUCUGAUUCGAGCCGAGCAAGAAGCGGCCGAAAUAAUUAUCGAAGCCCGGAGACGUAAAGCCUUACUACUAAGAAAAACAAAAACUGCUGCAAAUAGAGAAGUAGAAGAUUUAUACAAUACACGCGAAAAGAUAUUGACGGAACUUGGAAAGAAUGUUGAAGUUGCAGUAAAGAAAUUUGAAAGAAGGCUGCAGCGUGAUACGGAAGAGACAAUUCAAAAAAUAGAGGAACAGGUGGAGAAAAAUCGGAAAGCUGUUGUAAAUAUGGUACUGAAAAUGAUGUAUGACGUCGAGCCGGCACCGCACAGAAAUUUAGUUGUGACGAAAGAUGAUUCACAGCCAGAACAGAGAAACAAUUAA